This is a messenger RNA of Alexandromys fortis (reed vole), 458 nucleotides long. Its product is annotated as signal-regulatory protein beta-1-like. Lineage: Eukaryota; Metazoa; Chordata; Mammalia; Rodentia; Cricetidae. The transcript is spliced from 2 exons. Gene Ontology annotation, cellular component: plasma membrane. The record is from RefSeq and is a predicted model, not a curated record. Gene Ontology annotation, biological process: positive regulation of T cell activation; positive regulation of phagocytosis. The annotation marks the transcript as partial.
GAGCACAGGACCUGAAGGUGAUUCAGCCUGAGAAAGCAGUUUCUGUCCGUGCUGGAGAGUCAGUCACUCUGAACUGCACUGUGACUUCUCUGCGUCCACUGGGGUCCAUUAAGUGGUUCAGGGGCACAGGACAGAGUCGACAACUAAUAUAUAGUUUCACAGAAGAGAAGUUUCCCAGAGUCACAUAUGUUACAGAUGCUAUAAAGAGAUACAACCUGGACUUUUCCAUCCGCAUCAGUAAUGUCACAAUUCAUGAUUCUGGUACCUACUAUUGUGUGAAGUUUCAGAAAGCAGACGCUGACAAAGAGUUUCUGUCUGGGGGAGGCACAGUGAUCUAUGUCCUUGAAAUGAAGACAUCAGAUACUGCUGAAAUCCUUGUAGCUGUGUUCCUUGUACCCAAAAUGCUACUGGUAAUCGGUGCCUCUGCCAUCUACAUGUACAAGAAGCAGAAGGCCUGA